ACCUGCGAUCGACGGAAACUAUACGUAAAGAUGUCGGUGCAGUCUUUAGUAAGUAAGAAGAAACGAAGUUUCAUCGGGUUGCCGGCUCCACUUGGCUACGUACCAGGUCUUGGAAGAGGAGCAACAGGAUUUACAACUCGAUCUGAUAUUGGUCCAGCCAGAGAUGCAGAUGAUAUUCCUGAGGAUCGGCAUGCUCCUCCUGUAAAAAAGUCUAAGAAAGACCAGGAAGAAGAUGAAGAAGAAGAUUUGAACGAUGCCAACUUUGAUGAGUUUGCUGGCUAUGGAGGUAGCCUGUGCAGUAAAGACCCUUACGACAAAGAUGACGAGGAGGCAGAUGCCAUAUAUGAUGCUGUUGACAAACGGAUGGAUGAAAAGAGAAGGGAGAGGAGAGAGGAAAAGCUUCGGGAAGAGCUGGAGAAAUUCCGUCAAGAAAGACCCAAAAUUCAACAACAGUUCUCUGAUCUGAAGCGAGAUCUUGCUGAUGUGACUGUUGAUGAUUGGAACAACCUGCCAGAAGUGGGCGAUGCUCGGACCAAGAGGCAGAGGAACCCACGAACAGAGAAGUACACACCUGUCCCAGACAGUAUUCUGGCCCGGGCGGCAGCCUCUACAGGGAUGAAUAGUGCUCUCUCAGAGAAAGAACAGCAAUAUGGAGGCCUAGCCACACCGGCUGGCUUCUCCACUCCCAGCGGAGACAUCGACAUGAAGAAGAUUGGUCAGGCCAGGAACACACUGAUGGGCAUCAAGCUCACACAGGUAUCAGACUCUGUAGCAGGCCAGACAGUUGUUGAUCCCAAAGGCUACCUGACUGACCUGCAGUCUAUGUUACCUUCACAUGGAGGAGACAUCAACGAUGUGAAGAAAGCCCGACUGCUGCUGAAGUCAGUGAGGGAGACCAACCCCAAACACCCCCCAGCGUGGAUCGCGUCUGCUCGUCUGGAGGAGGUGACAGGCAAGGUGCAGGCAGCCAGGAACCUCAUCAUGAAGGGAUGUGAAGAGUGUCCAAAGAGUGAGGAUGCCUGGCUAGAGGCUGCAAGACUCAUGCCCGGGGACCAGGCCAAGGCCGUGGUGGCGCAGGCUGUCCGGCAUCUCCCCAGCUCAGUCAGGGUGUGGAUCAAAGCUGCAGACUUGGAGCUGGAGCUGAAGGCAAGGAAGAGAGUGUUCAGAAAGGCCCUAGAGCACAUCCCCAACUCGGUGCGUCUGUGGAAGCUGGCGGUGGAGCAGGAAGGCGAGGAGGAUGCCAGGAUCAUGUUGAGUCGAGCCGUGGAGUGCUGCCCAACCAGUGUCGAGCUAUGGCUGGCAUUGGCAAGACUGGAGACGUAUGAGAACGCCCGAAAGGUGUUAAACAAGGCUCGCGAGAACAUCCCGACAGACCGGCAGAUCUGGGUUACAGCUGCCAAGCUUGAAGAAGCCCAUGGGAACGACCACAUGGUGGAGAAGAUUGUGGAGAGAGCUCUCAACUCACUUCGCUCCAACAUGGUGGAGAUCAACAGGGAGCACUGGCUGAAGGAUGCGGAGGACUGCGAGAAGAGCGGCAGCAUCAACACCUGCCAGGCCAUCGUGCGGGCUGUGAUUAGUGUUGGUAUUGAGGAGGAAGACCGGAAGCACACCUGGAUGGAGGAUGCAGAUGCCUGUGCAGCUCAUGGAGCCUACGAGUGUGCCCGAGCCAUCUACGCCUAUGCCCUGACAGUGUUCCCCAGCAAGAAGAGCAUCUGGCUGAGUGCUGCGUACUUCGAGAAGAACCAUGGAACCAGGGAGUCGCUGGAGGCACUGCUACAGAGAGCUGUGGCCCACUGCCCUAAAGCUGAAGUGCUUUGGCUCAUGGGAGCCAAAUCCAAGUGGAUGGCGAAUGAUGUCCCAGCAGCCCGAAGCAUCCUGGCCCUGGCUUUCCAGGCCAACCCCAACAGCGAGGAGAUCUGGCUCGCUGCCGUCAAGCUGGAGAGUGAGAACAAUGAGUAUGAGAGAGCUCGAAGACUGCUGCAAAAAGCCCGAGCUAGUGCACCCACUGCUAGGGUGUUCAUGAAGUCUGUGAAGCUGGAGUGGUGUCUGGGGGAGAUCGAGAACGCCAAGCGCCUGCUGGACGAGGCUGUGAAACACUACGCCGACUUUGCUAAGCUGUGUAUGAUGAAGGGGCAGAUUGAGGAGCACAGAGGAAACACGGAGAGUGCCCGGGAAGCCUACAAUCUGGGGCUGAAGAAAUGUCCACAUUCCAUCCCACUGUGGUUGUUGCUGUCUCGGCUGGAGGAGAAGACAGGGCAGCUGACGAGGGCACGGUCCAUCCUGGAGAAAGCCCGGCUGAAGAACCCCAAGUGCCCGGACCUCUGGUUGGAGGCUGUGCGUGUGGAGAUCAGAGGCGGACUGAAGAACAUUGGACAGACCCUGAUGGCAAAAGCCCUACAGGAGUGUCCCAACUCAGGUAUCCUAUGGGCAGAUGCUAUCUUCAUGGAGCCGAGGCCCCAGAGGAAGACAAAGUCUGUGGAUGCACUCCGCAAGUGUGAACACGACCCCCAUGUUCUUCUAGCUGGAGGGCUUCCAGGUCAAAGUAAGCUGUUCUGGACUGAACGAAAAAUUGGCAAGUCACGUGAUUGGUUUAAUCGUACAGUAAAGAUUGACCCUGACCUUGGUGAUGCUUGGGCAUACUUCUUCAAGUUUGAACUGAUGCAUGGAGAUGAGCAAAGCCAGGAGGAGGUGGCGAGACGCUGCAUCCAGUCCGAGCCCCACCAUGGGGAGAAGUGGUGUCAGGUGUCCAAGGACAUCAGCAACUGGAGGCUCAAGACAGAAGACUUACUUCCCCUUGUUGCUAAUGCCAUACCUCUGCCAACAUGAGACAACGAAUACAAGAGUGACCUCCCUUGAGUUAUAGGAAGGCCUGCCUCAACCAUACGACUUUACCAUGAACUGUUAAGAGAUCUUGUCCUUUCCUCCAGCAAGAGAGGAUAAGGAAGAGUCAGCAAUAUGAAAUGUCUUAAGCUGUUUUAUGCAGAUAAUUGUGCAUUGUUCUUGAAAAGAAAAGACAAUUGUCACUGAAGUGGUUGCAGAGUUCCAUCCACAUUAAGGGUGGGAUUUCGAUUUUCAUUUGAGACACACAAAGUCACUUUUUCCAAGAUUUGACUUGCAUGUUGUUGAUGUACCGUACAGACCAACCGACCCUACUGAACUAGGCCCUGUAUCCUGGUGGCCAUGGGUGAAUGUCACUGGUCCAGGGCAUCUUGAUGUUGAUCAGGGCAACAUCCGUCAGAGCACUAUCACUUCAUCUGUAAAAAUCCUGAGUCUGUAAAUACACCUGGUGCAUGUUUUAAUUCACUGAAUAGCUAACUUGCCUUGUCAAUUACCUGAUGAAGUGAUGUAUUUGUUUUCCUCUAAAAGUAUUUUGUGCAGGAUGCAAGGUGUCCUGCACCAUGUAUUGUUCCUGGGGUGUCUGUACAGUGUCAUUACCAAAGACAACAUUCAUGGUGGUCACAUCCAUGAUGUAUUGUCCUAGACAUCUGGGUCUGUUAGCUUGGAUUCACUUGGAGGGUUCCAGUAUAUGGAGGUCUCCAGUAUAUGGAUGGUUCCAGUAUAUGGAGGGUUCCAGUACAUGGAGGGUUCCAGUAUAUGAAGGGUUCCAAUAUAUGGGAGGGUUCCAGUAUAUGGAGGUCUCCAGUAUAUGGAGGGUUCCAGUAUAUGGAGGGUUCCAGUACAUGGAGAGUUCCAGUAUAUGAAGGGUUCCAGUAUAUGGAGGGUUCCAGUAUAUGGAGGGUUCCAGUACAUGGAGGGUUCCAGUAUAUGGAGGGUUCCAGUAUAUGGAGGGUUCCAGUAUAUGGAGGUCUCCAGUAUGUGUGAAUUGUACUGUUAAAUGUGUUUUGUUAAUGACUUCAAUCAUUGUAAAUAUUCAUGAGAACUAAUGAAUAAAUUUGUAACAAAAUUUAA
Molecule: messenger RNA, 3909 nt
Organism: Haliotis rubra (blacklip abalone)
Lineage: Eukaryota; Metazoa; Mollusca; Gastropoda; Lepetellida; Haliotidae
Product: pre-mRNA-processing factor 6-like
Exons: 25
Coding region: 31-2826 (931 amino acids)
Biological process (GO): mRNA splicing, via spliceosome; spliceosomal tri-snRNP complex assembly
Cellular component (GO): U4/U6 x U5 tri-snRNP complex; catalytic step 2 spliceosome
Molecular function (GO): protein binding
Source: RefSeq, a predicted model, not a curated record